This is a messenger RNA of Malurus melanocephalus (red-backed fairy wren), 3185 nucleotides long. RefSeq names its product interleukin 6 cytokine family signal transducer (gene IL6ST). The record is from RefSeq and is a predicted model, not a curated record. Gene Ontology annotation, biological process: cytokine-mediated signaling pathway. Lineage: Eukaryota; Metazoa; Chordata; Aves; Passeriformes; Maluridae. Gene Ontology annotation, cellular component: membrane; signaling receptor complex; external side of plasma membrane. The transcript is spliced from 16 exons. Bases 1 to 2934 code for a protein of 977 amino acids. Gene Ontology annotation, molecular function: cytokine binding; cytokine receptor activity.
AUGGCGGCGCGGGUGGCGGAGGAGGGAAGGGCACGGGGGGGCGGGGCGGGGCGCGAGCGUGACCGGGCGCGGGGCCGCGCGUGCGGGACGGCGGCGCGAUGGCGCGAGGCGGCCGAGACACUAUUUAGGGGCAGCGGCCGCGGGGCGCGGGCGACGCCGCCGGAAAUUCUGUGCAGCAUGUUUUCUAGGUGGAACUGGGUGGCCUGUGGCUUCUAUCUGGUGUUGAAUAUUUGCUCUCCUAACGCUUCAAGUGGACUUGUGCAGUCAUGUGGUCACAUCAUCCCGGAAUCUCCUGUGCUGCCCCUUGGUUCCAAUUUCACAGCAUUAUGCAUUCUGAAUGAGAGUUGUCUUGACUUUGGCAAUAUCUAUGCCAGUCAGAUUAUCUGGAAAAUUAAAAAUAGAGUGGUACCUAAAGAACAGUAUCGUGAAGUAAACAAAACAGUUUCGAGUGUCACAUUUAAUGACACUUCUUCACUAGCUACACCUUUGACAUGCAACAUUGUAGCAGAUGGACAGAUUGAACAGAACAUUUAUGGAAUUACAGUUACAGUAGGCUUGCCCCCAGAGAAGCCCAAGAACUUAAGUUGCAUUGUGCAUCAGGUGUCAAAACUCACAUACCAUAUGACUUGUACCUGGGACCCUGGAAGGCAUACAUACCUGGAUACUCAGUUCAGGUUGAGAUACAGCUGGCCAGAAGAUAUCUUUCCUGACUGUAUACCAAAAGAUGUAAACAAUUCUUGUACAGUUCAUGAYGUUCACUUCUUUGUUAAUACGGAGAUCUGGGUAGAAGCAGCAAAUGCACUUGGGAAGGCUGAAUCUGAUCCUCUUGUUCUUGAUCCCGUUGACAUUGUUAAACCACUGCCUCCGCAGAAUGUAUCAGUCAUGUCCACAGUACUUCCUACAGUUCUGGCRCUUUCCUGGGAGAAUUGGAUUCCAUACACUGUGAUAAAGCUGAAAUUCAAUAUUCGCUAUAGGAUCGUUGGUGACACAAACUGGAUGGAGGUUCCUUCUGAAGACACAGCUUCCCAGAGAACUUCAUUCAGUGUUCAGGGGCUCAGACCCUACACAGAGUAUGUCUUUUCCAUUCGUUGCAUGAAGGAAGAUGGAGUGGGCUACUGGAGUGACUGGAGUGAAGAAAAGACUGGGAUAACCACUGAAGAUAUACCUUCUAAAGGACCACCCAUAUGGAGGAUCAUUGAUGCAUCUCACUCACCAGCUUCCUGGAUUGUGCAUCUGUUGUGGAAGGCACUGAAGCCAUUUGAAGCCAAUGGAAUAAUAUUGCAGUAUGAAGUGACUGUCAGAGAUAAGUCAUCACUUUCCAGUUCCCUGAAGAAAUACAAUGUUACCAGCACCAACCAUACAUUACAGCUGCCCAAUGGAACUUACGAAGUUACUGUGAUUGCCCGUAACAGCGCUGGGGCAUCUCCUCCAUCAGCUUUGCUUAUCCCAGCAAGUAAUUCAAAAGCUCCUGUGAAGAAUCUUAGAACAUUACCUAAACAUGACAAGUUGUGGGUAGGAUGGACUGCUCCCAACAGUUAUGUUGUUAAAUAUGUAAUUGAAUGGUGUCUGGUGUCCAGCUGCUCAGACUGCAUCAUAGAGUGGCAGAUUGCACCAGGAGAUGUUCAAGGAAUAGACUUAAAAGGUAUAAAGCCAUUCAAGUGUUACUUGAUUACUGUGUACCCUCUGUAUGCUGAUGGUCAGGGAAGUGGACAGUCUGUGAAGGCUUAUCUUAAGCAAGAUCGUCCUUCAAAAGGACCUAUCGUUCAGACAAAGAAAGUAGGAAAAGCUGAAGCUGUUUUGACAUGGAAUCAUCUCACAGUUGAUGAACAAAAUGGAUUUAUCCGAAAUUACACAAUAAUUUACAAAACAAUUGAUGGAAAUGAAACAGUUGUGACAGUGGAUCCUUCCAAGACAGAGUAUACCCUUUCCCCUCUAACCAGUGACACACUGUAUACUGUGAGGAUGAUGGCAUCUACAGAUAAUGGAAGCAGGAGCGGUCCUGAUUUCACAUUUACUACACAAAAAUUUGGAAAGGGAGAAAUUGAAGCCAUAGUUGUACCUGUGUGUCUAGCAUUCCUGUUGAUUGUGCUCCUUGGGGUUCUGUUUUGCUUCAACAAACGUGACUUAAUUAAAAAACAUAUCUGGCCUAUUGUACCUGAUCCAUCCAAGAGCAACAUUGCUCAGUGGUCUCCUCAGGUUCCAGCUAAGCAUAACUUUAAUUCCAAAGAUCAGAUGUACCCAGAAGGCAGCUUUACAGAUGUAAGCGUCGUAGAAAUAGAAGCUGAUGACAAGAAGUCUUUUUCAGAACAAGAUCUAAAACCCUUUGACUUGCUUAAAAAAGAAAAAAGUACUUCAGAAGGGCACAGCAGUGGUAUUGGAGGAUCCUCGUGCAUGUCUUCUCCUAGGCAAAGYGUCUCUGACAGUGAUGAAGGUGAAACCACACAGAACACUUCGAGCACUGUGCAAUAUUCAACUGUAGUACUUAAUGGCUACAGAGACCAGACACCUGUACAAGUCUUUUCAAGGUCUGAGUCAACUCAGCCACUGCUAGAUUCAGAAGAGAGAUCAGAGGAUCAUGCUGGAGGAGCUGACACUACAGCACAGAGGCAGCAGUAUUUCAGACAAAAUGGUGGUCAGGAUGAAACCAACACAGACAGGCCAUGCUUUGAAAGAGCAAAGCAAAUUACUCAUGCUAAUGAGGGGGAUCUUGUUGGAUUUCUUCAACUGCAGAUCUCAGGUCAGAGUUCACAGCCAUUGGGCCUUGGGAURGAAAAAAAUACCCAGGAAGCUGCUCUAUCAAAUGUUUUACAGACAAGUACUGAAGGACAAACUGUGCGACCUGAAACAGUGGAAGAGAAUCGGCUGUCAGUUGAUGAAAUGCCAAAAAGUUACCUCCCACAAACUGUGAGACAAGGGGGCUAUAUGCCUCAGUGAGAGAAGAGACUGGCUCUGUUUAGGCCUUCAUUAGUGCCURUUCACAUGUUCCCCUGUGUUUCUGAUAAACUAAGCUAGAUAUUUUUAUCUGACUGCAGAUAGAAAUACUGAAAUCAAGUGAAGAGUAAUUUGAUAAAAUACAACAAGGACUGUUUUUGUGGAAAAUUUCCAGUUGAGACUUACUGGAGAUUUACCUUUAUGCACUACAUAAAAUCUUAUAUCUGGAUAGCUGAACAAGCCUUUUGCUACUU